AUGAGUGAGACAAUAAAAGACAUAGUUAAUAGCAGUGGCAGGGUUGGACUGUGCAAGGACUCGCAGCAUCCACGUCAAGGUAGCACGUCUCGUAACCGAGACUACUCGGUGGAGCAACUGCAGCAAGCGGUGACAAUGGUUGUAGCAUAUAAAUACUCCCAAAAAUCAAUAUGUCACGCCUACAACAUUCCUCAGCAGGUGCUGCAGUCGCGCCUCAAGAAGGAGUAUUGCUACUCCAACAGAGCUCCGUACAAGCCGUACCCUGCGAGCGCCAUGGAGGAGGCCAUCCGUCUGGUGCAGGAGGAGGGCGUGUCGCAGGCCGAGUCUGCCAAGCGCUGCGGUGUUCCUAAGGCCACACUUUACUGCAGACUGGGCAAGAUGAAGGCUCAGGCCGUGCUUGCGGAUUGUGAUGAGACAGAGACUCAGAUUCACGACUCAGAAACUCCGAGUCAUGACUCAGAGACCCAGAGUCACGAAGGUUUGAUGGAUAGCAAGAAGAGACGACAUGACUCAGCGGACGAUGUCAGCAUCCAUUCUAAUGGCACCAAGAAACAAAAGGUUGAAUCGCCACCUCAAAUUUCAUACCAAAAUCCAGACAUGAGUGAAGACUCGGCAUCAUGCCCCAACCAGACUUCUUUUGUGGGGUUGAACUCCAAAGGGUCUUCCAAAUCAUCUCCUGAUCUCAACGGGUUUUCAACUUUCAACCAAUUCCCCAUCAAUGGGGAAGACGUGAAGAAUAAUUACAGUCUUUGGGGGAAUGGAGAGGAAUCAAGUGGGUUUAGCUUGUGGGGAAACGAGUCAUUAAUUAUGGGGAAUGAGUCAAUAAUUGAACCUGAUGGGAGUUUAUUAGAAAGAGCGGCUCGACUCGUACAGAAGUUCCGUCUGCCUCCCCGUGGGGUUGCCAAGCAAUUCAACAUCCCGUGUCCUGUGCUCAUGAAGAAACUCGGGCGGGGGUUCAUGAGGAAUGAGGAUGUACAAGUCCCCGUACAUGUUAAGCGGGAACUUGACGGGUGCGUUGAAAAUGACUUAUUUCCCACACCGGUUAAGCACGAAUUUGACACGUGCGUUGAAAGCGCCAAAUUUCCCAUACAUGUUAAGGGGGAACUUGACGGGUGUGUUGAGAAUGACUUCUCUCCCACACCGGUUAAGCAGGAAUUCGAUGGGUGCGUUGAAAACAACAUAUUCAACAACUUCAAAAAUGAAAAAGUUGACACAUCACACACAGCAGGUCCUACGAUAUCUUCCCGUAUUGCAAGUGUAACAACGACUGAGAAACAUGGCAGCAAUUCAAUAGCGGAUGAUGGGAAAAACACGACUGUGGAUCUUGGGCGUGACAAAACAUCUGAAGCUAAUGGGAGUAUGACAGAGGCUGAAAAUUCUUCUGAAGGUGUAGAUAAUGAUGAAAAAACUGUUGAUAGUGACUCACUAGCUAUCGACGAGAAGACUUGCAAUGGUGAAGAUGGUGAAACUGAUGGUGCUGCUGCCGGGGAUGCCAGUUAUGAGGACCCAGCAGCCAAGCCCCCCGUCAGUAGAGGCCACAGGUACCCCGAAGACCUCAUCACCAAGGCCAUGACGAUGGUGCUGCUGCACAAGUGGACGCAGCGCGACGCUUCCAAGGGCUUCGGCAUCCCGAGACGUCUUCUCUUCGACAGACUCAAGAACGUCAAAACUAAUUUUUACAGUUUGUUGAUGUCGAACCCGCACUCACCCGAAGACCUAAGCGAGGCUGCUAGACUUGUCGUGGAGGAGAACAUACCUUAUGCCAUGGCGGCUAAAGCCUUUGGUAUACCUAAAACUAAACUUCAUCAACAUCUAGUCCUACACUACGGAAGUUUUUUCUUCGAAAAGUUACCAGGAAGUUCAUAA
Hyalella azteca is the source of this 1866-nucleotide messenger RNA. RefSeq lists its product as uncharacterized. Lineage: Eukaryota; Metazoa; Arthropoda; Malacostraca; Amphipoda; Hyalellidae. The record is from RefSeq and is a predicted model, not a curated record. Gene Ontology annotation, molecular function: DNA binding. The coding region runs from base 1 to 1866 and encodes 621 amino acids. The transcript is spliced from 8 exons.